AUGACCAGUACUACGACUACGACUACAACUACUCCUUCUACAUAUCUUCAUUAUAAAAAGUACUUGGAAGUCUCGAAUGCACCACCUGUAUACUCAUCUACGGAUGACCUUACGGCAUACUUUGGUCAAUAUGGUGGCUGUUUCAUGGCGGAGACGACGAUUCAAGCGCAUCAAAACCUGAUCAAAGAGUAUGUCAAGGCGACCCAAGACCCAACCUUUCGUCAAGAAUUGGAGCAAUUGGGCCGUGACUAUAUUGGUCGUCCUACACCACUGUAUCAUGCAAAACGACUUACGUCCUAUGCCAAGGGCGCUCAGAUCUGGCUCAAACGUGAAGACUUGGCCCAUACAGGUGCAUACAAGAUUAACAAUGCACUGGGUCAAGCAGUGCUGGCUAAGCGUCUGGGCAAGACUCGUAUCAUUGCAGAGACUGGUGCUGGUCAGCAUGGUGUGGCUACAGCAACGGCUUGUGCACUUUUGGGUCUAGAGUGCGUGAUCUACAUGGGUUACAUCGACACACAGCGCCAGUCGCUUAAUGUGCUCCGAAUGAAAAUGCUUGGUGCUAAGGUUGUUGCUGUCAAGAGUGGCUCGCAGACGCUCAAGGAUGCAAUGAACGAAGCAAUUCGCGACGCGGUCUCGCAUGUGGACGAUACGCACUACAUCAUUGGCUCGGCUAUUGGCCCGCACCCAUUCCCGACAAUGGUGCGCGAUUUCCAGACCAUUAUUGGUCGUGAGAUCAAGGCACAGCUGCAGGAAGAGAUUGGUCGACUGCCGGAUGCUAUUGUGGCGUGUGUAGGUGGAGGCAGCAAUGCCAUUGGUAUGUUCCAUCCGUUUGCAAAAGAUGAGUCGGUAGCCAUGUAUGGCGUAGAAGCUGGUGGUGACGGUGUGGACACGAAACGUCACUCGUCUACAUUGUUAGCCGGUCGACCUGGUGUGCUUCACGGCACGAAGACGUACAUUAUCCAGGAUAGUGCGGGUCAAGUAAUGGAGACACACUCAGUGUCUGCUGGUCUGGAUUAUGCUGGUGUUGGCCCCGAGCACGCGUUUUUGAAAGAUUCAGGCCGUGCCAAAUACGUGAGUGUGACUGAUAAGGAGGCACUUGAGGCUUUUCAGCUUUUGUCUCUAUAUGAAGGAAUCAUUCCAGCACUUGAAAGCGCCCACGCAGUAUACUACGGUGUAAAACUUGCUUCCACACUGUCUUCUGAUCAGGUUGUGGUCAUUAACGUCAGUGGCCGCGGUGAAAAGGAUAUGUUGCAAGUAGCAAAGGAGCUUGGCGUGGAUCUUGACGGUGACCUCACUGACAACUAA
This is a messenger RNA of Peronospora belbahrii, 1305 nucleotides long. The record is from the annotation of a GenBank genome assembly. Lineage: Eukaryota; Oomycota; Peronosporomycetes; Peronosporales; Peronosporaceae.